Chionomys nivalis (European snow vole) is the source of this 423-nucleotide messenger RNA. Its product is annotated as binder of sperm protein homolog 2-like. Bases 1 to 423 code for a protein of 140 amino acids. Gene Ontology annotation, cellular component: cell surface. NCBI's taxonomy places the organism in Eukaryota, Metazoa, Chordata, Mammalia, Rodentia, Cricetidae. Gene Ontology annotation, molecular function: heparin binding. The record is from RefSeq and is a predicted model, not a curated record. The transcript has 5 exons.
AUGGCAGGAAGCAUGGUAGUUGUUAAACAACUAGAGGUGAUGAGACAUCUUGUGGGCUGGCUGUCGUUAGCUGUCUGCAUGUAUGGACUGAAUGCAGACUUGAUUCCCUAUUUACACCCCCCAGAGGAAGAAUUUCCUGCGCAAAACUGUACUUUUCCGUUCAUCUAUAAUGAGGUAGUCUACCACAGCUGCAUCUCUGUUCACAGUGACUUUGAUUGGUGCUCCCUUGAUUAUUAUUUCCAAGGAAGGUGGAGAUACUGCAAAGCAUUUGAUCCUCCAAUAUGUAUCUUCCCUUUCCAAUUUGGAAAAAAGUCCAUUAACGAAUGCACCAAGGAAGGCUACAUUUUGAAUCGGAGUUGGUGUUCACUGACUGACAACUACAACAGAGAUAGGAAAUGGAAGCAAUGCUCUCCUUACAAGUAA